UGCGGGGUGGAGAAGAUGGCGAAGAGGCUGCUCAUCAUCGACACGGACUGCGGCAUAGAUGACGCCCAGGCCAUCAUGGUGGCCUUGGCCGCGUCGGACGUGUGCGUGCUGGCGCUCACAUGUGUGUUUGGGAACACGUCUGUGGACAAUGUUUGCCAGAAUGUGUUAAAAGUGCUCUCCGUGUGUGAGCGGGAGCAGAUCCCGGUGUUCCGAGGUUCCGCCGGGGCCCUUGUGGGGGCCGACGACACUCUCAGCCACCACCACUUCGGGACGGAUGGUCUCGGAGACGUCCUGGAGGACAAGGACCCGCUGUGGGAGGAGAGGAUCCAGAGAGAAGGUGCGGUGGCUGCCAUGAUCAGACUGGUGACAGAGAACCAGAACCAGGUGAGCCUGGUGGCCCUCGGACCUCUCACUAAUCUGGCCCUGGCUGUCAAAGUGGAUCCAAGUUUCCCUCACAAACUCAAAGAUCUUCACAUCAUGGGCGGCAACAUGGAAGGCAAAGGCAACCUGACGCCGUGUGCAGAGUUCAACUUUGCCAAGGACCCAGAAUCUGCGUACAUUGUUCUGGAGGAGUUCCUCUGCCCGACCCGCGUGGCAUCAUGGGAAUAUUCCUGCAAGAACGCUCUGACGUGGGAGUUCUUCGAGGAGCUGGUCAACCAGGAAAGCCCCGCCGCCCGCUUCAUGAAGACCAUCACGUCCAGGUGCUGGGCCUACUCCAGAGAGGCCCUGAGGACCAGGAGGGACGCGUACUUCGGGCCUGGCUUCGUCUCCUACGACUCCUACGCCGUGGCGGCCUACGUGGACCCCAGCGUGGUGACGGAGAGCGUGGCGUGUCCCGUGCGCGUGGAGCUGCAGGGCGCCAUGUGUCGCGGCAUGAUGGCACUGGACCUGGCGGGCCGGCUGAAGAAGCACAGCGUGACCGUGUUCACCCGGUGUGACAAGGACAAGAUGGCCCGGCUGCUCAUGGCGUCCCUCGGGCAGCCCUGAUGCAGGGGAGACAUGUUAGUGUGCCAAAGUACUUCAACUUACCUGUUAGAAUAAUUGUAUCUAAGAUAUCACAAAAACUUUGUGUUGAAAUGAGUUCCCAGCGAGAAGACCAAAAGCUGUCUUUGAAACCUACCAGAAGAAGGCUUCUGUUGUCUUUCAUGUAUUGUAAUCAACAGAAAGAUAUUGUUUUAACAAGCGGAGAGAAGGCAGGAUCUGCCCAAUUUCCAGACGACCUCUUUUUGAACCUCCUUUUUCCACUGUUUUACGAACCUCUUUUUGAACUCUUUUACGACCUUUUCUGUGAACGGUUUACAACCUUUUCUUUUGAACUGUUGUAAUCAAAGGCGAUGGCUGUUUACGACCUCGGUCCCUUAGAACAUACUUGCCAACCCUCCCGAAUUUUCCGGGAGACUCCCGAAAUUCAGCGCCUCUCCCGAAAAC
This is a messenger RNA of Nerophis lumbriciformis (worm pipefish), 1428 nucleotides long. RefSeq lists its product as uncharacterized. The record is from RefSeq and is a predicted model, not a curated record. Gene Ontology annotation, molecular function: hydrolase activity, hydrolyzing N-glycosyl compounds. NCBI's taxonomy places the organism in Eukaryota, Metazoa, Chordata, Actinopteri, Syngnathiformes, Syngnathidae.